Paramuricea clavata is the source of this 948-nucleotide messenger RNA. NCBI's taxonomy places the organism in Eukaryota, Metazoa, Cnidaria, Anthozoa, Malacalcyonacea, Plexauridae. The record is from the annotation of a GenBank genome assembly.
AUGGCUAAAUGGUUUUUGACUCUGGCAGUAAGUUUUUGGUUAUUAAAAAGAUCUAAAACUGCACUACCUCACCACAACAACACUUCAAUGCCUGGGAAUAUCGUCAUUUCAUCGAAACUAACAUCAAUACCGGACAGAUUGAGCUACAUUUGGACAUCUACACGUGAUGUCGUAUUAAGAAAAUGUGCAAUGUCUUCUAAAUAUCGUUAUGGCUUGGAGUUUAAAAUAAAGAAGAAUAAUCUACACUUAUUCCUGCUAAUAUUAUUAUCUGGAGACGUUGCUACAAAUCCAGGACCUGGAACUUCGACUGAACACACUAGUAAUGAACUCAAUGCCAUUUAUCUGAACGCGCGAAGUCUUAAAGCUUUUGUGCCAUUUAAUGAUGAUUCUUCUGCUAAAGUCUGCAAGAUCACUUUGUUACAGGAACUAGUUCAUAGUGGGUCCUAUGACAUCAUCUGCAUUUGCGAAACUUGGCUCAAUGACUCAAUUAUAAGCAGCGAGCUGCUGCCUGGAUAUAGUGUCUUUCGCCGAGAUAGAGUUGAAAAGGUUGGGGGCGGAGUGCUUGUUGCCGUGAAAGCCAAUCUGCAUGCGACUAGACGGCCAGAUCUCGAAAGAAAUGAAAUCGAACUAGUUGUAGUGGAACUUAAUAACACGAACAGUAAACCUGUAAUCCUGUAUACGUUUUAUCGUCCUCCUGUUUCAGGCCCCGAAGUUUUCCAUCACCUUAGUUCAUCACUUCAGAAUACAAGCGAAUCUAGCUGUAUUGUUUUGGUAGGAGACUUCAAUCUUCCCGCACUUGACUGGACUACAUUCGAUGAACAAAUCCCUACUACGGCCGGAGGUCAACUGGAAAACAGUUUCUGCGAUCUGUUUGAUGAUAAUUUCCUACAGCAAUUCAUUCUUGGUCCUACCCACAACUGUGGCAAUAAACUUGACCUUCUUAAGUAA